UCUGCUGGUUAUGCUUCUGCAAUCUCCUUCACUGCCGCAGGCAUCGCGGUGGGCGCAUCGCUUGCAUCGCUCGCGUACAACACAUUCCGCAUCGCGGAGCGACAAGGCAGCGAUUUGAUGAUGGCAGAGACCACGGCGCAAAAGCUCGAGACCGCGGCUCAGAAGCUUGAGGAGAUAUACGCGGCCGCCGUCGCGGACCUCAGCGCCGUGCGCCAAGAGCUGACGGCGACGGCCGAGCUUCGUCAGGCACUCGAGCAGGCGACGGCAAUAAAACUCAAAGGCGAGCUCCAGGCCCCUUCAACGGCGGCGGCGUUCCCAGUGAAUGUCGAGCAGAGCCUCGCCAAGCAGGACACGGCGGCCGAGGCGGCGGCCGAGGCGGCGGCUGACGAGGCUGCGGUUGCCGAGGCGGCAACGGAGGCGGCUGCCGCCGACGCAGAGGCGGCUCUGCACGCGCGGUGCGACUCGCUGUUUGUCGAGCAAGCCUUCGCCCAACUGCUCGAGACGCUCACCGCGGCGCUCUCGUCCGGCCGCGGCGCACCGGAGCAACUCCUGUGGCGCGCCGCGCGGGCGUGCAAGAAGCUCGCCGAGGCGGAGGACCCGAAGUCGGAGGUGCGGAUGGAGCACUUGCGCGACGGGCUCGAGUACGCCACGCGCGCGCUCGAGGCGGCGCCCGAGCUCGGCGCCGCGCACAAGUGGUACGCCAUCCUCCUCGGCACGAGGCCCGGCUCGACGGCCGACAAGAUCAAGUCGUCCUUUGCGGUCAAGCAGCACUUUGACCGCGCGGCGGAGCUCGACCCCGCCGACCCCACCUCGCGGCACCUGGUCGGGCUGUGGUGCUACGAGGUGGCGAGGCUGUCGUGGCUCGAGCGGAAGGCGGCGAGUGCGCUCUUCGCGUCGCCGCCCGAGGCGACCUACCAGGAGGCGUACACGCACCUCUCCCACGCCGAGCGGCUCGAGCCUGGCUUCUACGCAAACAACCGGCUCCUGCUCGCAAAGUGCUGCUCGGAGAUGGGCCAGAGGCAGGAGGCGCGGGACUGGCUCGCCGAGUGCCUCGCGAUGGAGCCGCGCGACGCCGACGACCGCAAGGCGCUGCAGGAGGCGGCCAAGCUGCGCUAUUGAGCUCUGAGCUCCACAAAGGGGCGGCGCGUCGUGUCUUGGGUGUCGAUCUUGGGUGAGCUUUGGUGGGCGCGGCGGGGAUCGCGGGAAGGGAGGCAGGCGAGCACGCACAGGGCCAGUGCGGCCAACACAUGCGAGUACAUACAGUAUCAGUAACCUGGAAAUUCGAACGUCGCGUGGGAUUAUCCUCUAGGACUCGUAUAUGUUAUACGUUUAUGUUGGGUCAUUAUACA
Molecule: messenger RNA, 1349 nt
Organism: Emiliania huxleyi CCMP1516
Lineage: Eukaryota; Haptophyta; Isochrysidales; Noelaerhabdaceae
Exons: 1
Coding region: 118-1119 (333 amino acids)
Cellular component (GO): spindle microtubule; cytoplasm; mitotic spindle pole
Molecular function (GO): microtubule binding
Source: RefSeq, a predicted model, not a curated record